Nicotiana tabacum (common tobacco) is the source of this 845-nucleotide messenger RNA. RefSeq names its product 17.3 kDa class II heat shock protein. Lineage: Eukaryota; Viridiplantae; Streptophyta; Magnoliopsida; Solanales; Solanaceae. The record is from RefSeq and is a predicted model, not a curated record.
AACAUUCUCCGCAAUCCAAAGCGAAAAACCAACUGAAAUACACCAAACCCAAAAUCUCAUAAUAUCUACAAAUAGAACUCACUCAGCUAACCUAAGAGGAGGAGGAUGGAUUUCAGGCUAAUGGGUAUCGACACUCCACUGUUCCACACUAUCCACCACCUCAUGGACACAGCCGGUGACGAUUCCGACAAGUCCGUCAACGCCCCAUCGAGGAACUAUGUACGUGACGCUAAGGCCAUGGCUGCAACACCAGCCGACGUGAAAGAGUAUCCCAAUUCCUACGUUUUCGUUGUGGACAUGCCAGGGUUGAAGUCUGGAGAUAUUAAUGUGCAAGUGGAAGACGACAAUGUGCUGCUGAUAAGUGGAGAAAGAAAGAGGGAAGAAGAGAAAGAAGGGGCUAAGUAUAUCAGAAUGGAGAGAAGGGUUGGAAAAUUCAUGAGGAAGUUUACGCUGUUGGAAAAUGCGAAUACUGAUGCGAUCUCUGCUGUUUGUCAAGAUGGAGUUUUGACUGUGACUGUCCAGAAGUUGCCUCCUCCUGAGCCUAAGAAACCCAAAACUAUCGAGGUUAAAAUUGCAUAAGAUUUUGUUACUCUGUUUUGUGAUUAUAAAAAUGCUCUGUUUUGAUGCUUGGUGGUAUGACAGUAAUAAAGAUGGUAGAGAUCUAAGAGUGGUUUUUCUUUCCCUUUGUCUUCUUUAUAUUUUCUAUUUCUAUGUUUUAUGGAAUAUGAUGAAACUAAAUGUGUAGGUGUUCUAUCUCUUGUUUAAAAUGCAAGUGAAAUGCUACUAGUGUCCAGUUUUUUUUUUUCUUCGAUUGCCAUCAAUAUAUAGAGUGCAAUUUCUUACAA